AGCUCGGGAGCAUAUCUCAUGCUGCAACUUUCCUUCAUAACUUUUCAUUUCUUACUCCAGGCAUAAAACCGUCAAUCCGUUUGGUAAUUUUGCACGGACAAGAAUUUCACGUAAAUUCCUGCUAAUUUUUAAUUUACCAUCAAAAGUGACAAAUCAAAUGCAGUAACAGAUUCACUCUUAAAUUUUAAACGUGAAACCAUUGAAAACUUUGCUUUGAUUCUUUCAAUUACACAACAUGGAUAAACCGAACGGGGACGGGACAAGUGCUUGUUCAAUGUGUCAAACUCAUACCGACAAAUUCUGCGCUGGGUGCAAGAAAGCUUACUAUUGUUGCGUCGAGCAUCAAAAAUCUCACAGGAAGAUUCACAAAAAAGACUGUUUUCCAGCCGUUCUUAAAUACAAUGCGGAUUUUGGGGGAAGAUGUUUCACAGCCUCGAGGAAUAUUAAACAGGGGGAAACAAUUUUUAAGGACAAAGCACUCCUCAGUGGACCAAGUGGAGCGGAAAUGUUUUUCCAUUUCAUUUGUCUCGGGUGUUACAGACAGGUCAAGCCAGAGUCGACUUACAAGUGCUCCACAUGUGGCUGGCCUAUGUGUUCCAAACAGUGCGAGGAGAUGGCCCACCAUUCACAAUUUGAAUGUAGAAUAUUUGCAGCAAAUAAAAUCCAACCAUAUUUCAAAAUGCCAGUCCAAUACGAAAUGGUGAAUACGCUUCGGUCUCUUUUGUUGAUGCUAAUCGACCCAGAAAAAUGGGGGCAGUUAGCCGAAUUAGAAUCUCAUUCGGAAGCACGUGCAAAAAACCCGGACGCCGUGAGAGCAGUGAAAGAACACACGUUUUUUAUCCAUUCUGUUUGCAACCUGAGGGGUCAGUUUGAUGCGGGAGUGAUUGAUCAUAUCGUGGGGAUAUGGGGGAUUAACUCGUUCGGUGCGAAUUACCCGACAGCCGGACCAAAUCCGGGACGUGCUAGAAUGGCAACCCUAAUGUUCCCCAAGCUUUGUCUGGCUGCUCAUUCUUGUGUCCCAAACACAAGAGGAAUCCUGCUCGAAGAUGUGAAAGCCAGCAAUUCAGUCUGCUCUUACACAAUGGAAUUAAUAGCAGCCCUCCCAAUUCUGGAGGGGGAACAAAUCCACACAACGUAUGCUAAUGUCCACGAGGGUACCAUGGAGCGCCAAGAAAUCCUCCUGGAUAACUACUACUUUGCCUGCAAAUGUAAAAGAUGCAAAGAUCCGUCCGAAUUUGGGACUUUUUUCUCCGCCUUUAAAUGCCUAGAUUGUCAGGCAGGCUACUUGCUUCCUGCCGACCCUUUGAAUCGCGACUCGAAAUGGGAAUGUGUCAAUACGACGAAAUGCAAGAACGGGAAGCCAACGACGUACACAGAGUUGAAGACGAAACUGAACAAGAUCAAAAGGGAGUUACACUCGAUUAACAAUGGUGAACCAUCCCUCUCAACAAUACGGGAGCUGGAAUCAUUUUUACAAAAUCAGAAAAAAAAGCUGAAUGUGAACCACUGGUUAAUGAUGGAGACUGAAUUCCUCUUGGCGAUGAGGAUUCUUGGAUAUUUGCCCAAAUGCCAAAAGUCAGAUGAGGAAGAUUUGCUGCUCAACAGACUAAAUGAACUUUGUGAACAUUGUUUGUACAUUGCUGACCUAAUACAACCGGGCCAUAUUUCAUACAGAGGAAAACUUCUGUACUGCUUGGCACAAGCGAAGAUGAAGAAAUUGGUGAAAGGGACAAAAAAUGGUGGAGUGGAAAUUAUUCUUCAGGGAAAAGAUGUCCUGGAUCAAAUUCAGCAAUGUUCGAGAGAAGCCAUGCAAAUUAUUUCAAGAGAAAGUGAAGGAACGGAAGAUCAAAUCAUGUCUCAAAGACUAGCCAAAGAUUUACUUCAAGUUCGAACCAUGAUGGAUUUUAUAAAUAUGAAGAUUUGAUUUUAAAUAACACUAAAAAAUUGUUAUAUUUAUCUUGUAAAUUUAAACACGAGUAAAAAGUAUUGACACAAGUGUAAAAUAUUAAACAGUUCGUAGAUAUAUGUAAUGUGCAUUGAUUCAUCAAAAUGAUUAACCUUCAACUUUAUUUUGGGUGUUCAUACCCUUGAUUUUAAAUACAUGUUGCAAAAUACUGCGAUCCUGCGGUUAGAAUGCCAACCUCUUUGAACAGUUUGACCAUUUAUGUAUUUACAUUACUCAAUUUGCGUCAGUAAGUUAGUCCAAAACCUGUUGGAUUGAAUGAUGUUAAGAAAAAUACCGCUGGUAUAUAAUGCUAAUGUCAAUCUUGCGGUGAAAUGGGGUCGAAUAUAUAAACGCAUAUAAAAGUGGGAGCUCGAUGGAUUAAUUCGGAGUGAAUUUCGGAUCAGUGUACCGACAGUUCCCCACAAAGAUGAGGUUCCUAUCAGUAUUUGCGAUAUUGGCUGUGGCCAUUGCUGCAAGUGAAGCGUCGGUGUUUAGUCGGUUGUAUUUUAGCUUUGCGCCAGCCACGACCAAAGCUCCAGUCACCACCACCACCACGAAGGCUACCACCACCACUAAACCUAGCACGACAACGACCAGAGCAACUACAACAAUGACAACGACCACGACCACUACCACGGCCGCCCCUCAGGUGUUGAAAUUUGAAAGGGGAGAGUUGCCACCAAACGCGGUCGAGGACGUUAUGGCGAUGAUUGAAAUGUAUCCUCAACUUCAAGGACGAGAGGACGAGAUUUUUAAUGCAUCACCUCCAGCAGAAGACGAUCCAUUCAUGAAAAUGAUGAGCUCCAUGCCCCUGGAAAUCCAGAAUGCCGUCAGUUGCUUGAGGAUUCUCAUCGAUUCUCAUACACCAGGUACUGCAUGGGACUUUCAGAAAGAAAUUACCUGUGCUAUUGCAGCACCGGCUAUCCAUUGAUGAAGAAACGCCUUGAAAUGAUACACUGCUCUGACACACACUAUGAUACGCUAUAUGUAUGAUACACUGAUCUGAAAUAAACAUCCCCUUGUAGCAAUUUGCAUAAAA
Messenger RNA from Folsomia candida, 2984 nucleotides. Its product is annotated as SET domain-containing protein SmydA-8. NCBI's taxonomy places the organism in Eukaryota, Metazoa, Arthropoda, Collembola, Entomobryomorpha, Isotomidae. The record is from RefSeq and is a predicted model, not a curated record. The transcript has 9 exons. The coding region runs from base 236 to 1924 and encodes 562 amino acids.